Molecule: messenger RNA, 582 nt
Organism: Penaeus indicus
Lineage: Eukaryota; Metazoa; Arthropoda; Malacostraca; Decapoda; Penaeidae
Exons: 5
Coding region: 1-582 (193 amino acids)
Source: RefSeq, a predicted model, not a curated record
AUGUUCAAGCUGUUCGUCCUCCUCGCCUUGGUCGCCGUGGCCGCCGCCAUGCCAGGCUUCCUCGGAGGCGCCGGAUACGGAGGUGGAUUUGGUGGACACGGAGGAAGUGGAUACGGAGGGGGAAGCUUCGGCGGAUUCAGCGGUGGACACGGAGGCGGAUUCGGUGGAUAUGGGGGCGGUUUCGGUGGAUUCAGCGGCGGAUUCGGGGGACACAGGGGAGAGCGUGACAAUGGAGCAAGAAACCCCGCCCUUCACACCAAGCCCCGCCCACCUUCUUCCCAGUAUAUAAAGGCUGUUGCAGAGUUUAGCACCAGUAUCACCUACAAGACUCAUCACAAUGUUCAAGCAAACUUCCAGCUGUUCGUCCUCUUCGCCUUGGUCGCCGUGGCCGCCGCCAUGCCAGGCUUCCUCGGAGGCGCCGGAUACGGAGGUGGAUUUGGUGGACACGGAGGAAGUGGAUACGGAGGGGGAAGCUUCGGUGGAUUCAGCGGUGGACACGGAGGCGGAUUCGGUGGAUAUGGGGGCGGUUUCGGUGGAUUCAGCGGCGGAUUCGGGGGACACAGGGGAGGAUACGGACGUUAA